UCUCCUGUGAACAGGAUCCACCCUCCACACCUGCCACCAUGAGUGACUGCUGCUGCUCCCCUUGCUGCCAGCCCACCUGCUGCCAGCCCACAGGCUGCAGGACCACCUGCUGCAGGACCACCUGCUGGAAACCAGCCUGUGUGACCUGCUCCUGCACACCCUGCUGCCAGCCCAGCUGCUGUGGCUCCAGCUGUGGCUCCAGCUGCUGCCAGCCCUGCUGCCAAACCACCUGCUGCAGGACCACCUUCAAACCCACCUGUGUGACCAGCUGCUGCCGCACACCCUGCUGCCAGCCCUGCUGCUGUGUGUCCAGCUGCUGCCAGCCUUGCUGCCAGCCCAGCUGCUGCGGGUCUAGUGGCUGUGAGUCCAGCUGCUGCCAGCCCAGCUGCUGUGAGUCUAGCGGCUGUGGGUCCAACUCCUGCUGUGAGUCCAGUGGCUGUGGGUCCAGCUGCUGCCAGCCAGUUUGCUCUGGACCCGUGUACUGCACAAGGAGAUGCUACCACCCCACCUGUGUCUGCCUGCCUGGUUGCCUAGGCCAGGGCUACGGAUCCAGCUGCUGCCAGCCUUGCUGCUAAUGCUCAAGUCCCCAAAGGACCAACAUCUGCGCAAACUUCUGUCAACUGACUUGCCUUGCCCGCACAAAUUCACUUUCUACCUUUCCUGAAAACCAUCAUGCUAUCACUAAGAUGUCUGUUAAUCAUCUCCUUUAUAAGAGCUUGUAAAUCACUAUGAGGGGGUGCAGACUACUUCAUUCUCUUCUUCCUUAGGCCUAAUGGAUCUCGGGCCAGCUGCAUAGAUCCUUGAUGUGGAGCUAUGGCCUUGGCUUAAAUUCUGAAGCCAAGUUCUUUACCUCUUUUUCUAAAUAACUUAGGAAGACACUUCUUCAUUAAAAAAUUUCAAAAAAGUUUAUGCAGCUGAUCAACCAUAUUUUCUUUUGCAGCAUAUUCUGGAUUCUUGUAUACUUCUUUAUCCUUUUCUAUUAGUUUCUGUUGUUUCCCCAGAUGCAGACACCCUUAAUAAAUUCUGUACCAUUAUUCGUUCCUUAUGUCUGUCUUUGUUUUACUAUUGUAAGAUCACUUGACAUUAGAUGUACACACUAAAUAGAUCUGAAGAGUACAAUACAUUGACAUUGUAGUACACACCAUAGGUAUAAUGUCUCUGGAAGUUUUUCCUCUUGGAUAACUGAAAGUCAGUAUUCAUUGAUUAGAAUUCCCAACAUCCUCCUAUUACAGCCUCUGGAAACUACCAUUCUAGUCUUUCUUUACCUGAGUUUGAUUUUAAUACACCUGAUGUGAGUGGAAUCGUGUAGAAGGUAUCAUUCUGUGACUGGCUUAUUUCACUUAGCAUAGUAUCCUCAAGGUUCACCCAUCUUAUCGAAAAAUAGAAUUCCAUCAGUUUUAAGGCUGAAUAGUAUUCCAUUGUAUGUUUGUACCAUGUUUUCUUGAACCAUUCAUUACUUCCAUAUCUUA
Marmota monax (woodchuck) is the source of this 1469-nucleotide messenger RNA. Its product is annotated as keratin-associated protein 9-9-like. Gene Ontology annotation, cellular component: keratin filament. NCBI's taxonomy places the organism in Eukaryota, Metazoa, Chordata, Mammalia, Rodentia, Sciuridae. The record is from RefSeq and is a predicted model, not a curated record. The transcript has a single exon. Bases 39 to 575 code for a protein of 178 amino acids.